Molecule: messenger RNA, 279 nt
Organism: Fusarium mangiferae
Lineage: Eukaryota; Fungi; Ascomycota; Sordariomycetes; Hypocreales; Nectriaceae
Exons: 2
Coding region: 1-279 (92 amino acids)
Source: RefSeq, a predicted model, not a curated record
AUGGGCUUCGGCAAUGAAUACGAGGAGCAAGUUCGAGCGUGGGGUUUCGAGCGGGUUUUCACCUGGAGUGAUUCGCCAAACACUCACUAUCCACCACACUCACACGCCGCUCUUACGACUCAUCUGAUCGUCGAGGGUUCGAUAACUCUUUGGUAUCCGCAAGAAAAGGACAGCCAGAAGCAGAUAUAUGGGAUAGGAUCACGUAUUGACGUCGAUGCAGGAAGGGUUCACGAGGUCCAGGUUGGUGGAAGUGGCUGCACCAUGGUGAUAGGUGAAUGA